Messenger RNA from Stegostoma tigrinum, 3097 nucleotides. RefSeq names its product ras-related protein Rab-7L1-like. NCBI's taxonomy places the organism in Eukaryota, Metazoa, Chordata, Chondrichthyes, Orectolobiformes, Stegostomatidae. Gene Ontology annotation, biological process: vesicle-mediated transport. Bases 266 to 886 code for a protein of 206 amino acids. The transcript is spliced from 5 exons. Gene Ontology annotation, molecular function: GTP binding; GTPase activity. The record is from RefSeq and is a predicted model, not a curated record. Gene Ontology annotation, cellular component: trans-Golgi network; Golgi apparatus; vesicle.
GUGACCGCGUCCUGGAUGCGGGCGGAAAAUUUACAGCGCGUCCCGUGAAACAAAAAACAAACUUAACGAGGGCAUCGCGACGCUGUUCAUUCUCCCCCGCCCCUCCUUACACCACCCGGGGUGUAAGGACGGUAAAUUAAGUGGGGUGGUGCUUUUUUUAAAAAAAAAGGGGAGGGGAUGUUGUCUCCAGGGCCUCAGGGAGGAUGUUUAUGACGAGCUCCAGUUGCUGCAUCUUCCCUCAUUCAGUCAGUGUUCUCUCUGCAGUAUGGCGAAUGACUACCUGUUCAAGGUGCUGGUCAUUGGGGACUGCACGGUGGGUAAGACCUCCCUGGUGCAGCGUUAUGCUAACGACAGCUUCAGUAAGAACUACAAAUCCACCGUGGGAGUGGACUUUGCGUUGAAGAUUAUACAGUGGUCUGACUCGGAGACUGUUCGACUCCAGCUUUGGGAUAUUGCUGGCCAAGAGCGCUUCACUUCCAUGACCAGACUAUAUUACAGAGAUGCUGGAGCAUGCAUUGUUAUGUUUGAUGUGACAAAUACAACAACCUUCCGGAAUUGCCUCAAAUGGAAGCAUGAUUUGGAUAGCAAAGUUGCUUUGGUGGAUGGAAGCCCUGUGCCAUGUAUUCUUUUGGCAAACAAGUGUGAUCUGUCAGAAUGGGCAAUCAGCAGAAGUGAGAUUGAUCUCUUCAGUAAAGAAAACCACUUUGUUGGUUGGGUUGAAACUUCAGUGAAAGAAAACAAGAAUGUUGCUCAAGCCAUGAGAGUAUUAGUGGAGCAGUUGAUGUCAAAGCCUAGUCUGGGACCUACAAACCAAAACCAAGGGGAUUACAUUCAAUUGAAAGAAAUGUCAAAAAGUGAACGUCAUUGGAAUUCAGCAUGCUGUUAAAAAAAUUAGAAUGCAACACUGAUGUGAAUUUUGUAUGAUCUCCAUGUCUUCUAAUGAAUUAAGUUUAAUUAGGUUUUUUUCACCAGACAAAUUCUGGAGGAGUUCUGAACAUUGGACUAUUAUGAAUCUCAUCCAUGUAAGUUAACUACAUUUUUAAAUAUUAAAUGGGUAUGAUUUUUGAUCAGAAGUUUUUACAUUGGCUAGUGCUCAAAUUCUACGAGAAAUUCAGUUCCUCAUUCCUUGAUGUAGGAACAGAAAUACAACUUGUUACUUUAUUACCAAUAAAAAUUGUUAAAGGUAUGGACUAUGACAAACUUGGUUUACAUCGAGUAAGGUUGACUUUCAGUAUUAUAAACUAGUAAACCGUUCCUUUCGGAGUAUGAUCAAAGGUCACAGGGAAAAGUGUAAACUGCUCCAUGAUUUUGUUUUGGUAGUGAUGAACUGUUCAUGUCAUAACAUAUGUUUACAUGUGCCAGUGCCUCUGUUCUUGCUUUUCUGGUUUGUUCAGUAUUACAUUCUGUGCAAUACUUUCGCUGUUCUAAAGGUGCUGUGACACUUCUUUUUUUUUGCAUUAAAAGUAAUAAAUCAGAUUAGAUAUUGCAAGCAUUUCUCCAUAGAAAUAGAAAUUUGAUUAAAUCCUAGGAAGUCUAAAACAAUUUGAUUUAAAGCACGUUCUUGCAUGUUUUAUUACCACAACCUAACCAAGUGUGGCAGUAAAUCCACUUAUAGAGCUCGUUUCUGGAAAGCAUCAAAUACCUAAUUGCCUUUAGAUGACAAGACAUCCAAGCUUAUGGGAGUUUAGCUUUUUUUUUUGUAACUAAACAUAUCUGUUGAAGAUUUCUGCAAUUCACUUUGUUUUAUGAAUUUAAAUAUUGCUUCAAUCAAACUCCUCUAGUCCAGUAGUAUUUUAAAAAUCAUUAUUGGCCUUUAAAAUCACCUAUGUGCAACUCUUAAGUGAACAACUAAUCAUGUACUGAAAUCUGUGGCAUCAAUUCACGUUCCAUCUGUAUAAACCGCAUGGAGUUAUUUUGCGUGCUGUAGUUCCUUGGCUUGGUACCAGUUUGGAAAAAUCUGCAAAACCUGGAGUCAGGUUUUUUGACUAUUUGAAACAAAAAUCCAAAUUCUUUCAAGUAAACUAACAGAUUAGGAAAGGUUUUGCCUUUGAGCAAUGUUUUUAUUUUUCGCAAUCCUUUUUCAUUUUCUGUUUUUAUGAAUCCACAAUGAUUUGUUCCUAAUGUUUAAAUUUCCUCCCUUACACAGCCACAGUGAGCAUCCAGGUCUUCUGCCAAAUGACACUUUCUAGAAACUUUUAGCCUCAAAUUACACUAAAGUUGAAUACAAUAUUAUGCUUUUUAUUGUGUCCAGAAAUCUCCAGACUGGUGUAAUUUAAUUAUGUAGAAAUCUUUGAUCACCUGUAAACACUUUCUGUACCUUCUAGUAAAUGCUGUAAAAACAAAAGCUUUAUGAAUUAGUUGUGAAUAAUUAAACAUUUUUAUAGUAGCUUUAAGGCUGAUUUUUCUUUUGAAUGAUGAAAUGUGAAUUUCCAGAUUAUAAAUCACGGAUUGGCUUUGAGCACAAAUUCCAGUUAAAAUGAUGCAUACCUGUUUUGGGUUUUUUGUUUUUGGGAUGAGAAUGAAUGUACCAAACUUGUUAAUCUACAAUCUGUGGAAUACCAGGUAGAACUGAUAUUACAGCUGUAUUAUGCAUGCAUUACACAGUAUUUCCUUCAGUGUACAAUCUGAAUAAUGUGCCAGCAGCUAAAAGAAAAUAUCAUACACGUGAUACACUUUUUUAAAUUAGUAAAUUCCCAGCACUAUUUGUCGCCUCCUUCCUAUCUAAUUUCUAGAAGUAAAACCCAGUUUCUGGAUACAACUUGAGUUGAACUGCUUGAGCACUCAGCUCUCCUUUCACUAGGUAUUUACUGUAUAAUGCAACCUGUGAUUCCAAUAGAUGAUCUCAGGACUAUAAUUCUACGACUGACUUUUUGAAAUGUUUCAAUCUUGCAGUGUGUUGUCAUUUUUUUUUAAACCUCAAACUGCAUGCUUAUGUUAGUGACUAAGAAUGUAAUCCUUUGACUUCCUCAUUCUGGUGCCAUUAUAAAUCAGUCAAGUGAAUUUCAUGUUGUCAUGCACUUGUACAGUUGUGGUUUUUGCAUCCUUUUUAUUUGAAAUAUGUAAUAUAUAUGCAAUAAAGAAUUUAUUCUUUUUUUAA